CUCGCACAAAGCCAGCCAGGCCCAGCCACUCGGUCAAUUUUAUUACAAGUGUUGAUAAAAAUAUUUAGUGUUAUAAGCGUGCUUGGAAUAAGAUAAUGACAGCGACCUUGACAAUUCCCUUAUAAACCACCCGCCAUUUUACGCAGAUUCUCAGCCCCUGAAACGAAUCUCAAAUCUCACUCCCUUUGUUUUCUUUUUUUUCAAGUUUGUGUGUGUGGGAAUGUGAUGUGAGUAAGCGCAUUGAGAAUAUGCCGGAGUUAGGUUUUCAGGAGCAGAGCUCAUCAGUGAGAUCGGCCAUCAGAACCCGUGAUGCUAGUCCUGACUCCGUGAUCUUCACGCUUGAGUCAAACUUCAGUCUCUUUUCUUCCGCGUCUGCCAGCGUCGAUCGCUGCUCUUUCGCCUCUGACGCUCACGACCACGACUCCAUUGCUUCUGAGAUCUCUCUGAAUCUAGUUGAUGAAUCUGAAGGUGGUAGUGGUAAUUUCGUGCAGCAUCUAGCAGGACAUGAUGUUGAACAGCAAGAGAGUUCGAGUGGUCCAGAUCCAGAUCCAAACAAAGCCACUUUACGCAUCAAAAACAAACAUAAAAAAGGAGAUAAAGCGAAAGUUCAAAAAGAAGAAAGCGACGGCGAUGUAGUUCUUGAUUCGGCCCGAAGCUCUUUCUCUCUGGCCCUCAAAGAGUGUCAGGACCGGAGAUCCAGAUCUGAAGCUUUGCCAAAGAAAUUAGACCGCCGACGACCUGCUUCCUUGGAUUUGAACAAUGUCACUGCAUCGUCACCUCGAUUGGGAACCAUCAAGAAGGUGUCUAUGACUUCCCGGAGGUCUGGUACGUUCCCUAGUCCUGGAACACCAAAUUAUCGGCACGCAAGUGUUGUAAUGCAGAAGGGUUGGAGCUCGGAGCGAGUGCCAUUGCAUACAAAUGCUGGCAGGAAACAUGCCAAUUCUGCAUUGUUGCCUUUCAGUAACGGAAGGACGUUGCCUUCCAAAUGGGAAGAUGCUGAAAGGUGGAUUUUCAGUCCGGUGUCUGGUGACGGUGUGAAUAGGACUUCGGUUCAACAGCCGCAGAGGAAACCCAAGUCAAAGAGUGGACCACUUGGACCCCCAGGAAUUGCAUAUUAUUCUUUGUACUCACCAACGGUGCAGAUGUUUGAUGGGGCCAGUGUAAGCAAUUUCACGGCUGGUUCUCCUUUCUCAGCUGGUGUUAUAGCAGCUGAUGGAUUGGCGAUCCGUCCCAGUGGCCAUGGUGGAGCCUUUAAUGUGCGGACAGAGCCUUGCAUGGCCCGUUCAGUUAGUGUGCAUGGUUGCUCUGAGACACCGAACCACUCAUCAUAUCCUGCCAAUGAAGAUGAAAAGGUUGAUGGUGUCAAGGAUGCAGCCACCAACGUGUCUCGUGCAGUUUCAAGAAGGGACAUGGCAACCCAGAUGAGCCCAGAGGGCAGCACAAACUCUUCUCCGAAUAUGGGACCUUCUUUGUCUGAAUCAACUUCUUCAAUCAUGCCUGUUGUAGAGUUGCAGAGUGCCCCUACUUCUAAAUUAGAAGUCCGGGAUGUACAGGUAGAUGAACGGGUCACCAUGACAAGAUGGUCCAAGAAACAUAAAGCCCGUUUCCCUGGGAAGGGCUCUGAAAUUGUUGAUAAUUGGAAAAAGAAAGAUGCAGAUGCUCGAUCUCCAGCUUGGGAUCUCUCUGAAACAGCAAAGAACAUCUCGAAAUGUGUGACCUCUGGGUCUCUUUUUUCCAGAGUUAAAAGGGAAGAAGCUAAAAUCACGGCAUGGGAGAACCUGCAGAAGGCAAAAGCUGAGGCAGCUAUACGGAAAUUAGAGAUGAAGCUGGAAAAGAAGAGAUCAUCUUCUAUGGAUAAAAUAAUGAACAAGUUAAGAUCAGCUCAGAAGAGAGCUCAAGAAAUGAGGAGCUCGGUGUUGGUCAACCAGGCUCAUCAAGUUACCAGAACUUCCCACAAAGCUGUGUCAUUUCGUAGAACCCGUCAAAUGGGUUCUUUGAGUGGAUGUUUUACCUGCCAUGCAUUCUUAUAAUCAAUCCAAUCUAUGUGGCUCCACUUGACCUAAGUUACAUAUCUUUCCAGGUUAAGUGAAAAGAACAUGAAAGACAGAAUGGUAUGGGGCAGUGAGCGCCUAGGAUUUGGACACUAAUUCAGUGUCAAUUGCAGUUUUUCGAGUCAUGAGGACCGGUACUUUCACACCAUUUCACAUAGUUGUAAGAUCCCAUUAAGUGAUUCUUGGGAUUAAGUGACAAAUAAUGCUUGUACUUAUGUAAAUCCAGAACUACAGAUUUCAUAAUGUUUCUUUUUUUCUUUUUUUU
Molecule: messenger RNA, 2316 nt
Organism: Ziziphus jujuba (common jujube)
Lineage: Eukaryota; Viridiplantae; Streptophyta; Magnoliopsida; Rosales; Rhamnaceae
Exons: 8
Coding region: 249-2030 (593 amino acids)
Source: RefSeq, a predicted model, not a curated record